Scophthalmus maximus (turbot) is the source of this 1955-nucleotide messenger RNA. It is a transcript of the gene proza, whose product is annotated as protein Z, vitamin K-dependent plasma glycoprotein a. Gene Ontology annotation, molecular function: calcium ion binding; serine-type endopeptidase activity. Gene Ontology annotation, biological process: blood coagulation; proteolysis. The coding region runs from base 208 to 1515 and encodes 435 amino acids. NCBI's taxonomy places the organism in Eukaryota, Metazoa, Chordata, Actinopteri, Pleuronectiformes, Scophthalmidae. The transcript has 9 exons. Gene Ontology annotation, cellular component: extracellular region. The record is from RefSeq and is a predicted model, not a curated record.
CCCUCCCAGCAGCUGGGAGCGAGGGGGGCAGGCUCGGCAGUGAUCAUCAUCCCGGUCCGUUACUUCGGAUCGACAGGUCCGAUCAGGAGGCUGCGGCGCGUCUCGGAACCAGGAAAGAGAUCAGGUCGGACUGGAGGCGGAGUACACACAUCGAUCCCCGCCGCACCGACCACUUGACUAAGAUCUGGGUCGCGCUUCGGUGUCACCAUGGGCUCCUCCACUACAUCCGCAGCUGUGUUGUGUCUAAUUGCGGGGGCUUUGGCAGCCAUCCAGACCCCCCAGACAGGUGAGGAGGCCGGCGUGGAGCAAGUGUUUCUGGAUAAGCAGCAGGCGAGUGCUGUGAUCUCCCGUCAGAAGAGGAAUGUCGACGGCAGUAGCCCCGCCCAGGCUUCCAGCCUGGAGCAGGUUUGCAUGGAGAAGGUGUGCACCUACGAGCAGGCCAGACAGAUCUUCCAGGACUCGUACCGCACGGAUAUCUUCUGGUCUGUCUACAUUGAUGGAGAUCAGUGUGCGGAGGACCCCUGCAAGAAUGGGGCGCUCUGUUCGGACAGCGUGGGAGGCUACGACUGCGUCUGCAAGUCCGGUUUCACAGGGGUCCACUGUGAAAAUGACCAGACGCUCUGCCCCCUGGAAAAGAACAAGGGCUGCACCCAGUUCUGUAAACCAGGCUACACGUCCUACGAGUGUUCCUGCGCCCGCGGAUGGAAGCUCAGCCGAGCUGACAGGAAUAAGUGUGAGGCUGCAGUCAGUUUCCCCUGCGGCAAAGUGAACAGUCUGAGUCGGUGGGAGGAGAGACAGGCGAGCAUCACCCGCAACAACUUUGAGGGAGUAAGCUGUACUUCUUCUGAGUGUCCCUGGCAGGCUCUCUUGAAGAGUUCAGAGUCAGUGGGUUUCUGCAGCGGAGUCAUUCUGAAGGAGAACCUCGUCUUGACUUCGGCUCAGUGUGCCAACAAAUACAGCACCUUCCAAGUGGCCGUCGGCAAGCGCACCACUAACAGUGAAGAUGGAGAGCAGACGCUGUACGUGAAAAAAACUCACAUCCACCCGCGCUAUGUGGAGGGUCGUCCUGAAAAUGACCUCGCUGUGAUUGAGCUCCGAGACCGCAUCAUCUUUAAGAGAAAUGUGAUUGCUGCCUGUCUGCCGGAAAGAGACUUUGCAGAGAACGUCUUGAUGGCAGGAGAUAGUCCCGCCGUGAUCACCGGCUGGAAAGAAUCCGAACAGGUGUCUUCUUUCCAGGGCCCGCUCACCCUUAACCUGUUGGCGUACAACCAACUGACACAGUGUCUGGAGACUCACCCCAACCUGAUAACCAAUAAAAUGGGCUGCACCGUCCCCAGAACCAAUGCCGACUGCACCAUGAGCUCCGGCAGCCCCUUGCUCACCCUGUACAGGGAGGUGUUCUUUCUCACCGGGGUGGUGAGCCAGCCGCAGGGGGCGGAGUGUAGCAAGGGCUACGUCUUCCAGAAAGUGUCACGCUACCUUGGCUGGCUGCAGCCGCUCAUGGGCUCCCGUUAGAUGGGGUAGUCAGAAAAACAGGGAAUCAGGUGAAUAUUUACGCUGUGUGCACUUCUAACCCUUUUCAUUACUAUUACCUUUGUGUUUUGUAAUAAUCUCCUUCGCCCUAAUUGUGAAAAACUAUGCUACCAUCAUAAACAGUAUUCUCAGUCUAGGCGAUUGCCGUCCAUCUCUCUCUGUGGACUUCCUCAUAUAUCCACAAGGUGGCUCUGUGUUAAUGUAAACACUUACUCUAUGUGACUACCAACCAAGCAUGAGGCCAAGCACAACUACAAGCGGUGGAGUGAAUUAUUCAACCUAUGUUUUGUGACGUGGACAUAACUCUUAAUGACUUUUAAGUGAUGUUAUUCUGAGAGACUACUGUACUGGCUGACAUGCUUCAUGUAACAUCCCUGGUAAUCACUGUUUUGUGACUGUAAUAAACACCACACCUGAUGUAA